Messenger RNA from Lates calcarifer (barramundi perch), 1929 nucleotides. RefSeq names its product transmembrane protein 88 b (gene tmem88b). Bases 545 to 1222 code for a protein of 225 amino acids. Gene Ontology annotation, cellular component: plasma membrane. The record is from RefSeq and is a predicted model, not a curated record. Gene Ontology annotation, molecular function: PDZ domain binding. NCBI's taxonomy places the organism in Eukaryota, Metazoa, Chordata, Actinopteri, Centropomidae. The transcript is spliced from 3 exons.
GGGAGAGAGAGACAGCACUGUGGACUCAAUCAGAGGGGGGUAAAAAGAGGAGGGUAGACAGACAGAAGUUUGACAUACUUAAGACAAAGACCACAUCUAUUGUGAGUUUCAUUGUUUUCAGCAGCUGAGGAAGGAGCAUCUCUGAGCUACAACUUCAUUACAACGCAAUAGGAGUUUGAUGUUACAUGUGGAAAAGAAAACAGAAGACCCUAUCAGCUCCACUGACAACUCUGGAUUGUGGAGAGAAGAAGCAGCAGGAGAGCAGGUCUGCAGGAAGCCAACAUACCAGCAUAGCACCAGUAAACAGAUAAGACUCCAAAAACAUUCUUUUCAACUUCACGCAAGGAAAGGAGGAGAGAAGUUACCCUGUUUCUAGUCAGAGGAGUCGAGAGCUGAGAAGAGAGGGCUUCAUUAGUGUGUGAGGGGAGAACGUGUACGUGGAUUGACUGGACAGAAGUGGUCUUUGAGAAGAACUGAGAAAAGCAGCAACAAUCUGGAGGAGGAACAGCAAGAGGUCCACCGGGCCCCACAGCACAAUUUCACUAUGAGUAUGGCUGGUACUCUAGAGAGGGGGGCCCACCAUCAGGCCUUGGACCUGUCUGAGGAACUGCCGCCUCAUCACCACCAUCAACACACCAACCACCACCAUCAUCUCCACCACUCCAACUCUCUGGCCUCCACCACCGCUGUGGGUGGAGGCAGAGAAACACCUUCACGUGUGGUCGUACCUCCUCCUUAUUCUGCAGCUGAAAGUGGUGGUGGGGGCAGUGAGGCUCCUCUGGAGCUGAGGGGGUCUCUGGACUGCUGGGCCUGCUCCGUGCUGGUGACUGCUCAGAACCUGGUGAUUGCCGCGAUCAAUGCCUGCCUUGCUGGACUGGUGUUUGGUACCAUCCUGACGCCAGCCAUCGUCAUGGUGGUGUUUGGCUUCCUCUGCCAUUCAACAGUCCGCCCUCAUGGGACAACCCCCUACUGCUCAGAUCUGCUGACUGACGGAGGUUGCGUGGCUCUACUGGUGGUGGGCUUCCUCUUGGUGACCCCUCUGCUGGUCCUGGCAUUGGCUGCAUACUGUCGCCUGGCCAGACACCUCCAGCUGGGCCUGUGCUUCAUCCCGUACAGCCGGGCUGUGUACAAGAACCUGCCAGCAUCCCAGCACCGUGGACUGGGCACUGGUUGCUGCUGUGGCCGAGAUGGAGCUGACGGGAAAGGAAAGGUCUGGGUGUGAGAAAUAAAAGAGAGGGGUGAAGAAGACCAUUAGAUGAAGCACAUGAGGGAACUGAAGAAAAGAGAGUUGGGGUAGGAGAUUGUAGGGGAGUAGUAAGAAAAGGCAGGAGAUGUAAAAACAAUAAAAUGUGUACCAGAGAAUGGAGGAAGUUGUACACGGCAGUUACUAUAACAACCAACUGAACACCCUGGAGGACCAGUUACAUUGUUAUGAAUGAUUACUAAUAACUUACUCCUAUGCCUUAACGUCAGAGCAAGAUUACAGAUUGUUCAGAAAGAAUGAACACAGUGUACUGAGGAUUUCUGUUUGUUGGUAUUUUUCCACUGGACACUUUGGCUAUUUAGAAACUUUCAGGUCAAUAAUUUACAGCAAGAAUGACUCUGUAAAUCAGAAAUUAAUCAAAACAUCAAACAAUCAAAAUCUGACAAUCACACAAAAUGUGACUGAUGGCUUAAAAAAAAAUAAUGCUUGAUACUUUAUCUGGUCUGUAUACGUCUUUAACUUUCCUGAAUAGAACAAAGGAAAUAGGAAAACUGAAAACAGCACUCCUCACAAAGGUUGUAUUGACACUAAACAUAAUUGUAUCUCUUUACAUGUAUGUUAUUAUGAAAAACAUAUUUGUCUAGUGUAGUUGUAGUUCUGCAAAGCAAACUGUGACUGCAAAUUCUGACAUUCUUUCCUUUUUAUAAAUAAAGUUUUUGGAUUCA